Molecule: messenger RNA, 1744 nt
Organism: Hyalella azteca
Lineage: Eukaryota; Metazoa; Arthropoda; Malacostraca; Amphipoda; Hyalellidae
Exons: 7
Coding region: 228-1217 (329 amino acids)
Molecular function (GO): odorant binding
Source: RefSeq, a predicted model, not a curated record
UAGGAAACGAUACUCGACCCGCACUUCGAACGCUAGAUUAUUUAUAUAGAUUAUUAGAUUAUACAGAUUAAUUUUACCAAUCACAUAAAUAGCGUUUAAGUAGCAAGAAAAAUUCACUCAAAGCGGGAACAAAAGCUGCAUCUUUACGUCGAAUAAACUUUAAAAUAAAAAGUAUAUGUAAACACCAAUAAAAUACUGAAAUUUUUAAGAACAAUAAAUCAACGGAGAUGAUUGUUUUUUAUAUGAUUGUGUCAUUUUUAAGUAGCGGCAGCCAUGCACUGAACUCCGAUGAUGACUUCGUUCACAAUUACGCAGUUAAUCAAAUGUGGCGGGACUGCCUAGGCGACGACUUGUCGUUCGCGUGGAGCCGCAAGGUGGAGCUGCUGACGCUGGCCUGCAGCAGGAGGCUCCCUAAAGUCCCCAGCAGCAGCACCCAGACCGGCAGAACGCCACGCCAGCGGCAAGCCUCGGUCACCUCCGAGCUUGGACUGACCAGAGCAUCCCAACUUUUCGUGACCAAUCCACCGGAGUUGACGCAUCAUCGAUCCAGCUCCGGGCUUCAGACCAUCCAGCAUCAUCCGUCCAUUCUGUCCAGCUCUGUCAAGACGCAUCCAGACCUUUCAAUUAACGCCAUCCAGCCUAUUUGGUUCACGCUGUUUGAUCAGAUUCCUAUUUUCGUUCAUCCUGUGGACGGCGAAAAUAUCUUGAGAUCACGGCAGCGAAGACAAAUAAGACAGGAAGACAAGGAUGACGCGUUCAGAGCGUUCGUCCAGAACAUGCUGGACCGGGAACGCCGUGUCAAGGAGCAACUCGACAACCAUACCUGCGUCCUGGAGGCCCUUGGAGUUAUUAAUGAGGACGGUGAACUGCGUUUUGAUGUCAUUAAAGAGAACACAAGUCGAGCCAACCUGCCUCCUGAAGUGAAGGAGGACUUCAUACGAGCUCUGGACGAGUGUCACCGAGUCACUGGCUGCGAGACGUUCAUCCCACAUCUGGCCAGCACCAACAUCCAGCGCGUGUUAUCGUUCAUGCAAUGCACGCGCAAUCGUCAACAAAUGGCAUGCAUCAAAGCAGGACUCAAGUCAUUUAUUCAAGACAACAUUGCACAGAAAACAGGGUCCAGAGUUAUAGACUUGGACGCUAUGGUUAACAGGAUCUAUUACAUCAACCAAGUUACAGCGCUAGACGGAGAUAUCAACAACAUGUUCUUCCCGUAGACAAAAUACAGAACUGUGAACUUUAUUCUUGAAUCACGUUGAAUUAUAAAAUAAUUCAUAAAUCGAAUUUUAAAAAUACUGAACCAAAAGGGGAUUGCUCUGGAAAAUCAAAUGGUUCAUCCACAUAUGUAUAGAUAAAAUGUACAAUUCGAAAAAUCUCGAAAUGUUUGACCUAUAGUGAAAAAACGAGCACUUAAACCGAAAGUUCAUCGAAUAAUGUUGAGGAAUAGAGACAUUCUUGUCGAGAAGUUAAUUGAACAUUAGGUCGAUCGAAAGUUAUGUUAAUGGCAUGGUCACUGAAAUGUAUUGAAUUGACUUCUGGACAAUUGUUUUCAAUCGGAACGACGAUUCCGUGGAAAUCUGAGUUUCAAAUCAGGACUCAAUCCAAAAUGAUUACUUCGAAAAUUUCCAUUACUUAGGUUAGAUAUUUCGUCGGAACUUGUGGUAUUUCAAUAAACUAAUUUGUACGAUUCCAUUAUUAGGUUAAAUUAAUUUCACUUAAAUCAAUUAAAUUCAUUAUUCAUAUA